UGCUUUGUCUGUUUGUUUUUUUUUCUCUAAAUAUUACUGUUGGCAAAUAUGGAUGUCUCUAAGCUCUGCUCUAGUCCACCUACUGAUGUUGCUGUAUCUACGCCAAAGUAUAUUCAAUAGACUUGUUCUGUUUUGUCUGUCGUUUAACAUUCUCGUUCAUUUCAGACCUGAUCGAGGAAAAACACCUGCUAGUCUAGAUUUCAUCUUGUCUUCCCAUGAGGAACCUACACGAACAUUAACAGUUGACCUGAUUGUAGAUGAAUGUUCAAAGAUAUGUCAAGGCAUUUGGCAAUUGCAGUCGUACCACAAGUCAGUUUCGGUAAAAACGAGAGAAAACAUGAUUGACGACCUUUCGACGAAUGCAAAUCAACUUUACAAUAUAAUUCGGUCUCCUGGGACAAGUAAAAACAAGAGAAGAGCCUCCAGCCCUUUAAAAAAAUACGACGACGAUGAGGAUGAGGAAGAAGAAGAAGAUUACGACGACGAUGACGGAGAAGAAGGGACACAUGAAAGCAUAAUAAAUCCCUCGUUCAAAUUCAAAAAUCAUGCAGAAUACGAAUUGAUUAGACAAGCAAGGAACUUACAGGAUGCUAAAGAAAGCCCUAAAUAUCGUAGACGAAACAGACGUAGUAUGGUUGGGCAGAAAUGUCAUUCUUGCAGUACAACAGAGACACCCGAAUGGAGAAAAGGUCCUGAUGGCGCAAGAACAUUGUGUAAUGCAUGUGGGCUCCAUUAUUCCAAGUUAUUGCGCAAAGGUUCGAUCGGUGUCCAAACACAAAACUAUUUAUUGACGGGUGGCAUUAAACCACAAACACCGUCAAUAGUAUCAGCCUCUGCCAUUAGCGAUAACAGUAAAAAUAUGCAAUCUUCUGCAAUGUCCAAUUUCCCAUUUGUCUUGAUGGACCCCAAAUAUGGUCUAGGAAGAUCCAUACAACAAACACCACCAAAUUAUACCCCAUCUUCUGCCACUGAUAUCACUUCCCCUCUGACUCAACCUCCCCCACCGAACCAGUCAUCACAUCAUUACACCUUAAGCCCACUCCGUAUACACCAAUGGAAACAGUAAUAACAUAUGUACUCUCUUAUUAUAAUAUAACAUUUUUGCCCCGCCCUUCCUUUCUCCCCUAUUUAUUCUAAAUACACUUUUAUAAUUGGUUAUUAGAAAUCCAAGUAUUUCCUUUAUCAAAAAUUAACUCGUCACACCCGGAACUCACUACAUUGCAUU
Mucor mucedo is the source of this 1225-nucleotide messenger RNA. RefSeq lists its product as uncharacterized. Lineage: Eukaryota; Fungi; Mucoromycota; Mucoromycetes; Mucorales; Mucoraceae. Gene Ontology annotation, molecular function: sequence-specific DNA binding; zinc ion binding. The transcript has 6 exons. The record is from RefSeq and is a predicted model, not a curated record. Gene Ontology annotation, biological process: regulation of DNA-templated transcription. The coding region runs from base 53 to 1066 and encodes 337 amino acids.